This is a messenger RNA of Elephantulus edwardii (Cape elephant shrew), 2373 nucleotides long. RefSeq names its product transient receptor potential cation channel, subfamily V, member 5 (gene TRPV5). Gene Ontology annotation, molecular function: protein binding; calcium channel activity. The transcript has 16 exons. Gene Ontology annotation, biological process: calcium ion import across plasma membrane. The record is from RefSeq and is a predicted model, not a curated record. Gene Ontology annotation, cellular component: membrane. Bases 1 to 2373 code for a protein of 790 amino acids. NCBI's taxonomy places the organism in Eukaryota, Metazoa, Chordata, Mammalia, Macroscelidea, Macroscelididae.
AUGUGGACAGCAGAGAAGAUACCUGUAUGGGACGUGGACACUGCCAUGGCCUAUACUGACAUGGCCUGUCACAAGCUGGCCAGCCUCGCUCACACCACCCACAGCCACAGCGCUCACGGGGGACGCCUUCACUGCCAGCCCCAACUGGAAGCCUUGUCCGGCCAGGGCAUGGAAGGAGACAGGUGGACAUCCCCACCCAAAACUAAGAGACCCUGGGUCCAGAAACUUCUGACUCCCUGGAUCAUCAGAGAAGGUGACUGGGAACAGCUUCAGGAUGAGGCCCACAUGCGGCAGCAGCAAAGGAUUCGGGAGUGUCCACUGCUUCUGGCAUCAAAGGCCAACGAUCUGUGUACCCUCAAGGACUUGCUGCUAGGUGGGGCCUGCGACCACCAGAGAGGAGCCCUGGGGGAGACCGCCCUGCACGUGGCCGCGCUCUACGACAACCUGGAGGCCGCCCUACUGCUGAUGGAGGCCUCCCCCGAGCUGGUCCGGGAGCCCAUGGUGUCCGAGCUGUACGAGGGCCAGACCGCACUGCACAUCGCUGUGGUGAACCAGAACGUGAACUUGGUGCGUGCCCUGCUCGCCCAUGGGGCCAGCGUCUCGGCCAGAGCCACGGGGGUGGCCUUCCGCCGCAGCCCCCACAACCUCAUCUAUUUUGGGGAGCACCCUCUGUCCUUUGCUGCCUGUGUGGGCAGUGAGGAGAUAGUGCGUCUGCUCAUUGAGCAUGGAGCGGACAUUCGCGCCCAGGAUGCCCUGGGAAACACGGUCCUGCACAUCCUCACACUGCAGCCUAACAAGACCUUCGCCUGCCAGAUGUACAACCUGCUGCUGUCCUACGACGGGCGCCAGGGGGACCCCUUGCAGCCGCUGGACCUCGUGCCCAACCACCAGGGCCUCACCCCCUUCAAGCUGGCCGGGGUGGAGGGCAACACUGUGAUGUUCCAGCACCUGAUGCAGCGGCGGAAGCACAUCCAGUGGACCUACGGGCCGCUGACCUCCACCCUCUACGACCUCACUGAGAUCGACUCCUGGGGAGAUGAGCUGUCCUUUCUGGAACUCGUGGUUUCCUCCAAGAAGAGAGAGGCGCGCCAGAUCCUGGACCAGACGCCCGUCAAGGAGCUGGUGAGCCUCAAGUGGAAGCGGUACGGGCGGCCGUACUUCUGCGUGCUGGGCGCCGUCUACCUGCUGUAUAUCGUCUGCUUCACCAUGUGCUGCGUCCACCGCCCCCUCAAAAUCCGGGGAGCCAACCGCACACACUCUCGGGACAUCACCAUCCUCCAGCAGAAACCGCUCAAGGAGGCCUACGUGACCUGCCAGGAUUACGUCCGACUGGUGGGUGAGCUGGUGACUGUCUUUGGAGCCGUGAUCAUCCUGCUGGUGGAGAUUCCAGACAUCUUCAGAGUUGGGGCUUCUCGGUAUUUCGGGCAGACCAUUCUUGGGGGUCCAUUCCAUGUCAUCAUAAUCACUUAUGCCUGCUUGGUGCUGGUCACUAUGGUCAUGAGGCUCACGAAUGCCAGUGGGGAGGUGGUGCCCAUGUCCUUUGCCCUGGUGCUGGGCUGGUGCAGUGUCCUCUACUUUGCCCGUGGAUUCCACAUGCUGGGCCCCUUCACCAUCAUGAUCCAGAAGAUGAUCUUCGGAGACCUGAUGCGAUUCUGCUGGCUCAUGGCUGUGGUCAUCCUGGGCUUUGCCUCAGCGUUCUACAUCAUCUUCCAGACGGAGGACCCGAACAACCUGGGCCAUUUCUAUGACUACCCCAUGGCGCUGCUCAGCACCUUCGAGCUCUUCCUCACCAUCAUCGACGGGCCAGCCAACUACAAUGUGGACCUGCCCUUCAUGUUCAGUGUGGUCUACUGCGCCUUCGCCAUCUUCGCCACACUGCUCAUGCUCAACCUGUUCGUCGCCAUGAUGGGGGACACUCACUGGCGGGUGGCCCAAGAGCGAGAUGAGCUCUGGAGGGCUCAGAUUGUAGCCACGACAAUGAUGUUGGAGCGGAAGCUGCCUCGCUGCCUGUGGCCUCAUUCUGGCAUCUGUGGGCGCGAGUUUGGGCUGGGGGACCGCUGGUACCUGAGAGUGGAGACCCACCAUGAGCAGAACCCCCACCGAGUGCUUCGCUACAUGGGAGCCUUCAAGGGCCCUGACAAAGACGACGGGCAAGACCAGCGUUCAGGGGAGCCCUCUGGGGCUCACAGUGAGAUCCGCACCAGAGCCUCACUGGCCCCACCCGUGCCUUCUCUGUCGCGGACCACGUCCCGUAGCAGCAGCAGCAGCAGCCACCGAGGCUGGGAAGUCCUUCGUCACAACACCUGGGGACAUGUGAACCUAGGGCUGGACCUCAGUGAGAGGAAUGGGGAGGAGAAAGUCUACCAGAUCUGA